AUGGCACACAUUUUCUCUCUCGCCUCCCCUGCACCAGCUGCUUACCGUGAAGGCAAAAAGUCUGGCGACCAAGUCAAAUUUCCAGAUAGUCCGUUUUUCCAAGGUUUCAACAAGCCAUCUCGACUCGAAGCAGACAUUUUCGAGCUCGAGACUACCGGCACUAUUCCCAAAGACAUCAACGGAACUUUUUACCGAAUCCAGCCUGACCACCGUUUCCCGCCUCUCUUCGAAGAAGACAUCCACUUCAACGGCGACGGCUCUGUAUCCGCCUUCCGCUUUGAAAACGGCCAUGUCGACUUCCGCCAGCGCUACGUGCACACAGAUCGCUUCAUAGCGGAGACGAGCGCGCGGCGCGCCCUGCUCGGGCGCUACAGAAACCCGUACACAGACAACGAAAUGGUCAAAGGAAUCGUCCGCACCGCAUCCAACACCAACAUUAUUUUCUGGCGCGGCGUCCUCCUCGCUAUGAAGGAAGACGGGCCCCCGUUUGCCCUCGACCCCGUGACCCUGCACACCAUCGGGCGCUACGAUUUCGACGGCCAAGUCCUCGCUCCCACAUUCAACGCACACCCCAAAUUCGACCCGGACACUGGCGAAAUGGUGUGUUUUGCGUAUGAAGCCGGUGGCAAUGGGUACGACGCCAGCCCUGAUAUUGUUGUCUACACGAUUGAUAGCGACGGCCGCAAAACAGAAGAGUGUUGGUAUAAAGCCCCUUUUUGCGGCAUGAUUCAUGAUUGUGCGAUUACGAAGAAUUAUCUGAUUUUGCCGCUGACACCGAUCAAAGUCGACGCUGAGAGGCUGAAGAGUGGUGGGAAUCAUUUUGCGUGGGACCCCGAUGAGGAUCAGUGGUAUGGCAUUGUGCCGCGGAGGAAUGGGACCCCCGAGGAUAUUGUGUGGUUGCGUGCUGACAACGGAUUCCACGGCCACGUAGCAGGCUCAUACGAAGACUCAGAUGGCAAAAUCGUCGUCGAUCUAACAGUCGCCUCGGACAACGUCUUCUAUUUCUUCCCCCCAGACAGCCACGCCGCCACGCCUACCACGCUCCACCAACGCAACAAGCUCGUCUCCGACACGUACCGCUGGGUCUUUGACCCCAAAACACCUUCAAACACGCGAGUCCAGCCGCACAAACUCUUCGGCACAAACGGCGAGUUCUCACGCAUCGACGACCGCGUGCUAACGAAACCCUACACGCACUUUUGGCAAUGCAACAUCGACGCCACGCGGGCCUAUGAUUUCGCAAAGUGCGGUCCCCCAGCAGGCGGCCUGUUCAAUGUCCUCGGGCACUACGAGUGGGAUACAGGCCGCAAAGACGUCUUCUGGGCCGGUCCCACCUGCACGUUCCAAGAGCCUGUUUUCGUGCCUAGACAGCCAUGUCCAUCGUCUUCUUCACCAUCCAGCUGUGAUUUCAAAGAGGGAGACGGAUACAUCAUAGCGCUACUGAACCACCUCGACGUCCUCCGCAAUGACAUUCUCAUUUUCGACGCUCAGAACCUCGCGCAGGGCCCGCUGGCUGUCGUGCAUCUCCCUGUUAAAUUGCGGCUGGGCUUACACGGCAAUUUUGUGGCGCAAAGCGAGAUUGACGAGUGGGCGGAGAAAAGGAGAGCCGGUGGAGCGCUGGGACCGGCAACACCGGCGAAGGAUAUGUUACAGUGGCAGAAGAGGAUGGCGCAGGAAGAGGGCUUGGGGUGUUUGGUGCCGCUUCCAGAUGGGGAAGGGGGCGAGGGGAGAGAGUGA
Molecule: messenger RNA, 1737 nt
Organism: Exserohilum turcica Et28A
Lineage: Eukaryota; Fungi; Ascomycota; Dothideomycetes; Pleosporales; Pleosporaceae
Exons: 3
Coding region: 1-1737 (578 amino acids)
Biological process (GO): carotene catabolic process
Molecular function (GO): carotenoid dioxygenase activity
Source: RefSeq, a predicted model, not a curated record